UUUUACUUGGUGAUAGAUACCACAACUCAACAUCUACAUUCAUUGUAACUACUUGUCCCCUUCAAUCCUAUCCUAUUUAAUACGCUGUUUCUGUUGGGAUUGUUUGUUUUGGGGGAAGCAAGAUGUUCAACGUCUGCAGAAGAGGCCCGGCCUCGAUAUCUCGAGCUCUGAGCGCCGCUGUCCCUACUAUUCGUAUACCAUCAACCAGACCCUCGUGUCUGUCAUUAGACAACCAGACAUCAACUCGAUUAUCCUCCGAAUCGCGAUGGCUACACAUCUCUUCGGCAUUGAGAAAUCAAGCUCCUGCAUAUCGCCAUGAGAGCAAUCAGGAGAGCACGGAGCAGCCUAUGGGAUUUGGAAAGGAACAACAGAGAGAAGUCACAAAAUUUCAGGAGCUGAUGGACCAUGGCAUGGUACACGGCAAUGUCGUCGAAUCAAUUACGAAGGGCAUGGGACAUCACACAAUGACCGAAGUGCAGACCAUGACCAUCAACGCUGGGUUACUGGGUACCGAUAUUGUCGCCCAAGCUCGAACUGGAACUGGUAAAACCCUUGGAUUCCUCAUUCCGACCGUCCAGAAUAUUCUUCGCCAGAGCCCCGAAUUGGCACACCGAAGACAGCAUACUCGAGCAAAAGCUAGCGACAUCCGCGCAGUUAUCAUUUCACCCACGCGUGAACUUGCAGAGCAAAUUGCUGUCGAGGCCGAUAAGAUAUGCCGGAAUACCGGUCUCAAGGUUCAAGUUGCAGUUGGUGGAAACAGCAAGCGGAUGAUGUUGAAUAAGACUUUGCGUGAAGGAUGUCAUUUACUCGUUGGCACGCCAGGUCGCCUUCAGGAUCUUCUGUCCGACGAAUAUAGUGGGAUCAAAGCUCCAAACCUUACGACUUUGGUACUUGAUGAAGCGGAUCGACUACUGGAUGCUGGCUUCUCGAGAGAAGUUGAAGCAAUCAUCGAUUUGCUACCGAACCGCGAACAUGUCGACCGACAAACCCUUUUGUUCUCUGCGACAAUGCCGAGAGAAGUCAUGCAUCUUGUACGAAAUACUCUGAAGCCCGAUUUCGAGUUUGUACAGGCUGUCAAGCCAGGCGAUAUUGCGACACAUGAGAAGAUCCCUCAAAAGAUAGUUAUCACUCCUGGUAUCGAGAAUUUUAUGCCUGCUUUACUGGAAUUAUCUAAGCGGGAGAUCGCAAGAUACGAGGCCAAGGAAGAGGGAGCUAAACCUUUCAAAGCAAUUGUCUACUUUUCAUCUACCGCCAAUGUCAAUCUCGCUCAUGAUAUCUUCGCGGGCUUGAGAGCAGGUGGCGGACUGUUUGGCAAGCACCCAUUACAUCCAGCCACAGUUUCCGUCAUGCACGGUCAACUCACCCAGGAGCAACGUACCAGAGUCUCCGAACGUUUCCGCAGAGCAGAAUCUGCACUGUUGUUCUCUUCAGAUGUCACAGCCAGAGGAAUGGACUUCCCUAAUGUAUCACACGUCAUCCAGAUUGGCCUGCCACCGAACCAAGAGCAAUACGUUCACAGAAUUGGUCGCACAGGAAGAGGAGACAAGACCGGAGAAGGGUUUAUCAUUGUAGACAAAUCUCAGCUCCAACCAGCUCGGAGAAUGCUACGAGGACUACCUAUCACUCCCGACAAAUCGUUGGAGUCAGCUGCUGUGGACAUGACCAAGGAUACCCAACUACCAAAGUCGGUAGCGGAUACUCUGAGCCAAGUUGGAGAAUCGACAAAGAUGGUGUCUCGUGGAACCAAGGUUGCUGCUUAUAUGGGUUAUCUUGGUCAAAUACAAAGAAGUGACGCGGCAGAAUCAAUCGACGCUCUGAAUCAGUGGACACGAUAUGGUUGGGGUUUCGAGCAGCCUCCUAUGAUUGCACCUAUCCUUGCCAACAAGCUAGGUAUUGCGAGAUUACCGGGCGUAAAUAUCGGCAGAGAGCCACGGGAUGAGAGUGGUGGCUUUGGAGGGAGUGGGGGCGACCGGGGAUUUGGAGGACGAAGUGGUGGAUUCGGUGAUCGAGGAAGUUCUGGAGGCUUUGGCGGACGAGGUGGCGGAGGUUUCCGUGAUCGAGGAAGCUCUGGAGGAUUUGGCGGCCGAGAUGGAGGCAGAGCUGGUGGCUUCGGCGGACGAGGAGGCGGAAGAAGUGGUGGAUUUGGUGAUCGAUCGUCGGGAGGACGAGGUGGUGGGAGCUUUGCCAACAGGGAGCCGAGCUUUUAAUGAAGUGCACGUGUAAGUGUGUGCAUACUAGACGGCUGGCUUUGGGUCUUGGGGUCUGGGCUGUCGAACCAUAUUGUUUCAUUUGUUGCGUGUACAAAAGCUCACGGUCUGUAUGAAUAGUCGGCGGCGUUCGACCUCUGGCAAAGUUUGGGUAGAUCGAUCAUAGCAUUGCAGAGCGUUCUGGGGUUUGGGGGCAACUACAAGGCUCUCUGGUCCGCUCACUGGGUCUGGCAUAGCCUAGUAUGACAGUAAUUCAACUCUACUUCACUUUAGGUCUUUGACCAACGGC
Molecule: messenger RNA, 2496 nt
Organism: Mollisia scopiformis
Lineage: Eukaryota; Fungi; Ascomycota; Leotiomycetes; Helotiales; Mollisiaceae
Product: DEAD-domain-containing protein
Exons: 2
Coding region: 123-2207 (694 amino acids)
Cellular component (GO): mitochondrion
Molecular function (GO): nucleic acid binding; ATP binding
Source: RefSeq, a predicted model, not a curated record